Chelonoidis abingdonii (Abingdon island giant tortoise) is the source of this 7907-nucleotide messenger RNA. RefSeq names its product ANKH inorganic pyrophosphate transport regulator (gene ANKH). The record is from RefSeq and is a predicted model, not a curated record. Gene Ontology annotation, biological process: phosphate ion transmembrane transport. Gene Ontology annotation, molecular function: phosphate transmembrane transporter activity. NCBI's taxonomy places the organism in Eukaryota, Metazoa, Chordata, Testudines, Testudinidae. Gene Ontology annotation, cellular component: plasma membrane.
GAGGCAGACGCCGAGAGAGAAGACAUAGCUGGGCCGGGGCGCAGCGUCUCCGGCCUCAGCCCGCGUUCUGCACCACCAAGGCGGCCGCCCAGGAGCCUCAGCCAGCCUCCUGCGUCCCUUUCCUCCCACAGCCUGGGGAAGGAGGCGGCGGCGGCGAGACAGCCCGGCUCAUCCUGCCCCAUGCCGGUGUUUCCCUGCUACGGCAGAUGUGUUUGGGGUCCUCGCACAGCUGGGACUAUGGUGAAAUUUCCAGCGCUCACUAACUACUGGCCGCUGAUCCGAUUCUUGGUUCCUUUGGGCAUCACCAAUAUAGCCAUCGACUUCGGGGAGCAGGCCUUGAACAGGGGUAUCGCAGCUGUUAAGGAAGAUGCUGUGGAAAUGCUGGCCAGCUAUGGGCUGGCCUAUUCCCUUAUGAAGUUCUUCACAGGUCCAAUGAGUGACUUCAAGAAUGUGGGUUUGGUGUUUGUGAACAGCAAACGAGACAGGACCAAAGCUGUUUUGUGCAUGGUUGUGGCUGGUGCGGUGGCUGCUGUAUUUCAUACCUUGAUAGCAUAUAGUGAUUUGGGAUAUUACAUUAUUAACAAGCUGCACCAUGUGGAUGAAUCGGUGGGAAGUAAAACUAGACGGGCCUUCCUUUAUCUUGCUGCCUUCCCUUUUAUGGAUGCCAUGGCUUGGACCCAUGCUGGCAUUCUGUUGAAACACAAGCACAGUUUCCUUGUGGGAUGUGCCUCCAUCUCAGAUGUCAUAGCUCAGGUUGUUUUUGUAGCCAUUCUGCUUCACAGUCACUUGGAAUGCAAAGAGCCUCUCCUUAUCCCAAUCUUAUCCUUGUAUAUGGGGGCAGUGGUCCGAUGUACCACCUUAUGCCUGGGCUACUACAAGAAUAUACACGACAUUAUUCCUGACAGCAGUGGGCCUGAGAUGGGGGGAGAUGCUACAAUAAGGAAGAUGCUGAGUUUUUGGUGGCCUUUGGCAUUAAUUUUGGCAACUCAGCGAAUCAGUAGACCCAUUGUCAACCUUUUUGUCUCCCGGGACCUGGGCGGCAGCUCUGCAGCCACAGAGGCUGUGGCAAUUCUGACAGCUACAUACCCUGUGGGACACAUGCCGUACGGCUGGUUGACAGAAAUUAGAGCCGUGUAUCCUGCUUUUGACAAGAAUAACCCCAGCAAUAAACUGGUGAACACCAGCAGCACAGUCACAGCAACGCAUAUCAAGAAAUUCACUUUUGUCUGCAUGGCUCUGUCGUUAACGCUCUGUUUUUUGAUGUUUUGGACUCCGAACGCAUCAGAGAAGAUUUUAGUUGACAUAAUUGGAGUCGAUUUUGCCUUUGCAGAACUGUGUGUCAUUCCUUUGCGCAUCUUCUCCUUUUUCCCAAUUCCAGUGACAGUUAGAGCACACUUGACUGGCUGGCUCAUGACACUAAAGAAGACAUUUGUAUUGGCACCCAGCUCUGUGCUGCGCAUCAUCGUCCUCAUCACUAGUCUCAUUGUGCUGCCUUACUUAGGGGUCCAUGGAGCCACCCUAGGAGUAGGAUCACUUCUAGCUGGUUUUGUAGGAGAAUCUACCAUGGUUGCAAUAGCAGCUUGCUAUGUCUGUCGGAAACAGAAAAAGAAGCGGAACGAAAAUGAGACCGCUACAGAAGGCGAAGACUCAGUAAUGACUGACAUGCCACAGAUAGAAGAAAUGACAGACAUCGUAGAAAUGAAGGAAGAGAAUGAAUAAUAAACAGGACAUAAUUGUUCUCUGCAGGGACACAUAGAAUGAUACUUAAGCAUCUUUUCUUCUCUCAUACUUUUUUUUGUUUUUAUUUUUGUAAUAAAGAGGCCUUGAUUUAAAAGGCUUCAGAUAAAUUCUCUAGCAUACUGAGUAUGCUCACACUAAUGAGGGACCUAAAGAAAGGUCUUUGCUUUUGCUUGUUCAGUUGAAUUUGUUUUCUCGCUCCAUGCAAACACAAAAGAUAUGGCUGCAUCACAUGAAAGGGCAUUUUCCUCAAUACGCAUCCAUCUUCUUUGGACAAUCUGCAUUUGUCAGCCAAAGCCCUGCUAUGUCUGUGCUAUUGACUCUGCUGCCCUCCUUUCUUCCCUCUUCCCUUUUUUUCUUAUUGAGAAUUUAAAAAAAAAAACAACCUUUGAAAAUACAGCUUUAUUUUACUUGCUUGACAAUGAUUUUGCUAGCUAAACUAAUGUACCACAGUGGGCCAUUAUGUUUGUUUUCACUCGUCAUUCGGUGUUAUGCUGUAUAUUGUUACAAAACAAGGUAGGAAGGCAUGAGCCCCAGUGAGCAAAUGGUACAUAAAAACAAUAAAAGGGAUGCGAGAAAUACAGGACAAGAAUGCUAUUUAGCCUUUAUUAAGUUAUCUGAGAUGCAAGAUUUUUCCAAAAUUGUACACAUUUAAUGGAGACGUUUUAUAGAACACUGUUGCCAAGUCUUACACAUAGUUUCCUUAUGACCAGUUUCCGUUCUCUUUUCCUGAACAGGGUGCAGCAGUUGGUAGAGUGGUGCAGUUGAUCUAAGGGUAUGUCCACACUGCAAUAAAAUACUCAUGGUUGAUCUAUGUUAGGGCUCCUGGGGUUCGGGUUGUGGGGCUAUAAAAUUUCUGUGUAGAUGUUGGGGCUGGAGCUCAGACUCUGGGACCAAGCCGGAAGGUCUGCAUUGCAAUUUUAUAGCCCCUUAGCCUGACCCCUGCAAGCCCAGCCACCUGACACAGCCAGUCGUGAGUGAUUUAUUGCUAUGUAGACAUCCCAAGAUUCCUUUCUAAGGGAAGAAAAGAAGAAGAAAAGCUUUACCAAAGUUCUGGUCCACUGGUCUAACAUAAGUUCUAUGUAUAAUUUCGUUUUUACACUACAGUUUGCUAUACAAUCAUUUCUACAAUCUGUGUUCAAAAACAUACAUAUAACUUAGAGUACACCAUGGUGUAGCCCUUUAAUACAUAUAGCCCUAUCAAAUAUAUAGGAAUAUUGCUUUAACUCGUUUCCCUAUAAAAGUAAAUCAAAAUCAGUAUGGGAGAAGUUUGAGUGCCUGCUGAAGUCCCACAUUAGGGAUCCAGUUCUACAAUUCUUGCUCACACUGAGUAACCCUUGUGAGAAAAGUUCCAUAGGAAUGAGGAGAACUGCUCACCACAUGAGUAAGUGUUGUACAGUGUGAACAAGGUGGGCACUGUUAGGUUUAAGGGGGGCUUAAAUAGCAUAGAGGGGCUUCACAUGAGUGAUGUGUAUUAGGAUGAAUUUCAUCCUAAAUGAUUCAUCCUUAAAUUAUGGAUUUUAAAUCUUAUUUAGUAAAGUAUAUUUUUGUAAGUUUUAGAAGUGAAUUAUUAUUUAAUUAUGGACAAAUUCAGUUUCUAGAUUACUUACCAGAUAGUCCUUACACUUCAAAUAACUGAUCAACUCUAAAAACUUAUUUUAAAGACUAUAUCAAUAUGUGUAUAUAUACAUAUAUGUGUAUAAAUAUAUAUAUUGUAUAUUAUGUGUAAUUUAUUUUAGGCUACAGUACACUUCCUAUUUUUCCGAGUUCAGUAAAAAUGUCUCUGAUACAGUCCGGUGUUUGCUCAUGUAUUGGUUGUGCCAGUAGUGAAACAUAUUGUAUCAGUGACCAUUGCACCUUGUUUGCCACAUUUGUACUGUUUGUUAUAUGUACAAAUGUAUUAAGAUAAAAAAUGAAAUUUUGAAUGAGUUACAAAAAUCAGUCCAUUGCUAUUGAAAAUAGUGCCACAGGACGGGUGAAAUUAAAUCCAUAUGGUUUCAAUGCUAUCAAGAGGCUUUUCCCACUAUUCCUUACAGUAGAAGAAAUAAACUCAGACAAAUCAACUUUGUGCUGUAUGAAUACUGUGCACACACAAAAAUUCAUGAGUACAGACUCUCACAGUCAUGUGUAUAUACUCUGUAUAUAGAUUGAUGUCACCCAUAGUGACCAGUUCAAGAUUUUUCUAGUGCCAUAGUUUUGCUUUCUCUAGUACAUCUGUGUUCAAAUUUUCAACAUGCAGUUUUUCUGGCAAAACCAGAGCUAAACUGAGAAAAUAUUUCAUUGUAAUGUUUCUUCUGGUACAUAACUAGAAAUUUAAGCAGCAGUAUUUUUUAAUAUUUGUGAGCGUUAAAUAUUUAUGUAGUUAAAAUUCCACAAAACCAAGAAAGUAAAAAUAAAAAAAAAAAUCUAAUAUUUAAAUGCUAAAGCUUUUUGUUUAGCUAGAAGUUUUAGCAUAUGGCAAAUGUCAAAUUCUUGGUGAUACAACUGGAAGUGUUAAGCCAGUGUAGCAGCUCAGAUGAAAUUUCAAUUGUGGAGAAAAAAUGUUUAAUACUCCUUGUAUAUUGAAUCUAUAAAAAUAAUCAGUGAUCAAGGAACAGCAGGGUUUGAGCAAGAUUUGAGAUGUUUUUAUAGCACCAGCCGUGGCUAGUGUAACAGAUUCUGUUUAAUCCCGUUUCCAGUGUGUUGUGUGUUUUCUUAAAUUGCAUUGUUGCAGUAACAGACACAUUUCUAUACUACAUGGUUCAAAUUAGAACUUCAUGAAACAACGGGAUACCUAGUCUGUACUGCAAUGAACAUGUAUUAGUUGUACGCCCACCUAUAUGAGGUGUAUGAAAAACACUCUUCUGCUGCACUUUUUGGCAUUAAUGGUAAAAUUUUCAACAGUCCGUUAGGCACCAAAGUCUCGUUGAAAGUCAACAGUGCUUUAAAUCAUUUAGGCACCUUUGAAAGUUUUACCCAAUACCUUUUCCUUUGUAAAAGGACUUCGCUGAAUUCAAGUAGCCUCCCCUAUGCAUGGUUAUCUCAAUAUUAGUAUGCUAUCACUGUGGCAAACAUAAAGGUAUCCCCUUGAAGGUUUCACUGUAAAGAACCAGGGUACAAUAUUUUCAUGAGUGAACCUGCAGGGGGUUACUAGCCUUUUCAUGUAUUUGUUGAAAAUUGCUAAAUGAUGGAAAUUAAACUAUAAUACAAGAGGAACAAAAUUGAUUUGUAUUCUGCAGCUCAAAUGUAAGACCAAGUGUGAACAUGCGUUACAUGACUGAAAACAAGAUGAGUGCUGAUGACUGAUGAUUUUUUUAGAGAGCUGUGGAUAUUUAAUAUAUACGCAGGGUUAUGCUACUUUCUUUGAGCCCUUCCUUUACAGACUCUCUGAUAGUGAAGGAACAUUUGUUACUGCCUGAAGCAGCUUUCUUAGACUUACUGAACUAUGGGCUUGAUGGAGAAGGCUCUAGGUUUCCUGGCAAGUACAUGACAGGGCCCCAUAUGGUUCCCAGUAAACAGCUCAACUUCCUGUUUUUGUGCACAGAUGUGCAAGGAAAGAUCAGUAAGCUGUCUGCUUGAUAGCUAGAGCUCCACACACAGGGUCAUAGGAUUGGGGGAAUAACAGAGGAUUGUGGGUUUUAUUUUCAGUUUGAGUUAAUUUAUUUUGCUGUCUUAUAAAUAUUUUCCUUUGAGGAACAGAUCUUGCUGUCUGCCUUGGUAUUAUUUUCUGCUUAGUCAUGGCAGCAUCUUACAGACACAAAAGAGGUCAAAAAUAGGCAGCUGGUUGAUGAAUGCCAGGAGUGCAUGAACAAUUGUUUUUAAGGUUAUUCGUUAAAAUCCAAUGUUUUGAAGGGUGGCUUCUGUUAUUUAACCAGUGUGGUGAGAUUGCUUUGAUUUCUGCUGUGUUAGAGAUUUGUGAUCCAAUAUUUAGAAAUGGCCUGUUGUCGGGGAUGGGAGGCAAUUUAAGCUGGCUAGCAGGGUUUAGGCCAGAAUGUGCUAUUGUAUUAUUGGCUGGCCUUGGCAUCGAUUUGUUCAACAAGAAUCAGCCACCUAUUCUCUCUGCCAUCAAUAGGCUACACAAUUCUCUAUUCAUUUACAGGCACUUUGCAGAGAUUUGGGAAUUAUAAAAUGAGUGUGUCAGUUCUGUGUCCAGUUAAGGAUUUUAUCUUUGUAAUGUGAUAGAUUAAACACAACUGUGGAUUAUCAGGGUUUAAUUAACAGUUUCAUCAGCAAUGGGCAGAACCUCACAAACCCCUUUAUAUAAUUUAUAUUUAUUACCAAGGUCUGGUUAGUAGAGAUUAUUGAUGCAUGGAUACAAUCUACAUGAAAACCAUGGUAUUAAUAUUAGAUGGACUUUCAGGCACUUUUUAAGAAGUGUUCUAAAUGAGUAUAUUGAAUGACUUUCUGCAGAGAAACCAGUCCUGUAGACAGAGCCCACCAGGUUGCUAAACUGAAGGGGAACGAAAAACUGUUUUAUGGGUAUCCAGUUAGAGGCUGAGGGGGAGUGAGAACUACAGGAGGUGGGCAGCCAAUCAGGGGUUAGAAGGGCACCCAAGCUGUUCUCUGAGGGUUGCCAUUCUUGCUCUGUGCACAGUAGAGAGAUGCUCGAGGAGGGAAGCUUCAGGGAAAGAAAACCUUAGCCAAGACAACUACUACUUCAGUAUUCAGAGUGACUGCAGAACUACUGGCCGCUGCUGAGAACGGGGGAGUUUUAUUGGAAUUUUUGUUUUAAGAGCAGAGAGAAAAUAUUCUUUGAAGAGGGAAUUGAGCCAUAGCAUGUGGCUAGAACAGGGCUGAAGCACUGUGAAGUGCUAGUCAGGCAGAAUCAUGCUAGUACAGCAGUUGCUAUUAAAGCCUUUACCGUUUGCAAGUUAAGGGUUACAUAAUUAUCCAUUUGCAAGGAGUUAGCUUAACAUGGGUAUGGGAAUGCCAUGUUAAUGUUCAUUAAGGAAAAGGUAAAAAACUGUAAGGAUUUUAAUAGUGAUUAUUCUACUGAAACGGAUCAUGGGCAUUUCCCACAUCCCACAAUUAGCCUAAUAUCACGUCUCACACAGCGCUAGUGGUAUUUGUCUACCAUUUUUCACAAAUUUUAUUUUGUUUUUAAAAUCAUGCUGUUACCACCACAAAUACAAAUAAAUAAAUGUCACACCUCUGCAAGUCCCUCUUGACAAGAGUUUCCACUAUCCAUCACUGUAAAUGUGGGACAAUCCCAAUAUUUUAGGGUCUUAUUCUUCACCUGUCCAUAUGGAAUAGAUGCUCACAUGUCUCUUUUGGGAGCUAUGGCAUGAUUCAGUCAGUCACACACCAAUGCAGUGUCAUGACAUGAAGAUACAGUCAUCACAACUGGGACACGGUUACUUUCAUCUCACAGGGCAACCACAAACACGCUAGGUGACAACACUGCUGUUCUUUCUGUCUAAACUACAACUGAACUGUAUGGAAGAGGGAGGGAACAGCUGGCUCAGCGAUUGAAUGUAGCUUUUUGAUAGCUUGUGGAUGAACUAUCUAAAAAUGAGUUUGGAGAGCUGAGUCCAGUUUUCUCAGUAACUAAGUGCCCAUUUCACUAAAACCGCCACCCCCUGCCUCCAGGUGGCAGUAAUUAGCACCCUCUCAAUAAAAAAAGCCAGAGCCUGAAUGGGCCAUGACCAAAGAAUGCUCUCAUUCCACGGAGGUGUCUGAAGACCAGAGUGGAGGUACAUUGGCAGAGUAGUACAGGGUGAACUGAAGUUUUGCUGGCUGUUGUAUCUCUUCUGUAGUUAAGUAAUGAUAUUCAGGCUCCACUGUGGUCAAGCUGAACACUUCAUAAUCACCAUGAAAUUCAUGGGCAAAACAUACUAUUGCUUUCUGUAUGCUUUUACAGUCUUAGAAUCCCUUCAGGGAAAAUACUCCUUUCUAGCAAUACAAGACGUUGUUAGAGUAAAUUAUCAGCUUAACUCAAAGUCUUAUAUUUAUUAGUAGUGUCUCACCAACUUCGCUGCUGUUUCUUAUUUGUCAUCUUCAGUUUCUUCCCUAUUUUGAAGGCUCCUGUUAAGGAAAGCCGUCACACAAUGAGCACCUAAGCCAAGAAAGAGAAAAUAUAGUCCUUGUGGUGACUAAUGUCUAGUAAUGCAAUGAUUAAAAAGUUUAAUUUAUAAAUAGGUGGAUCCAGAAAAGAACUUCCUUUAAUGUGCGAAGUUGGAGAGGAGGACAAA